Molecule: messenger RNA, 888 nt
Organism: Acanthosepion pharaonis
Lineage: Eukaryota; Metazoa; Mollusca; Cephalopoda; Sepiida; Sepiidae
Source: the annotation of a GenBank genome assembly
AUGACAUCAUUCCUUCUCCUUCUGUCCCUCUUCCUCGCCCUUUUCCUGUUCCCUUCUCCUCCUCCUCCUCCUUUUUCAUUUUAUUCCCUUUCUUCACACUUCCUGUUCCUCCUCCCCUUCUUUUUCUGUUUCCCUCCUCCUCCUUCCUUUUCAUUCUAUUCCCUUUCCUCACGCUUCCUUUUCCUUCUCCCCUUUCCUUUCCUUCUAUUCUCAUUCCACACCCGAUUCCCCCUCCUCCUCCCUUUUCAUUCUAUUCGCCUACCUAGUCCUUUUCCUGUUUCCCUCCUCCUCCUUCCUUUCCAUUCUAUUCCCAUUCCUCACCCUUUUCCUUUUCCCCCACCCCCUCCUCUUUCAUUCUAUUCCUUUUAUUCACCCUUUUCUUGUUCCCUCCUCCUCGUUCCUUUUCAUUAUAUUCACCUUCCUCGCGCUUUCUCAAUCCCUCCCCCUGCUUCCUUUUCAUUUGUUUCCCAUUCCUCACCCUUUUCCUGUUCUCUCCUCUUCCCUUUUCAUUCUAUUCUCUUGACUAGCCCUUCUCAUGUUCCCUCCUCUUCCUUCUUUUUCAUUCACUUCCCCUUCCUCACUCUUUUCCUUUUGCCUCCACGGCCUUUUCGUUCUAUUCCCCUUCCUCGCCCUUUUCCUGUUCCCUCCUCUUCAUUCUAUUCCCCUUCCUCGCCCCUUUCCUGUUCCCUCCUCCUCCUUAUUCGUUCUAUUCUCUUCUCCUUUUUCCUUGUUCACUCCUCCUCCCUUUAUUUUUUCCUGUACUUCUCUUCCUCGUUCUACUUGUUGUUCUCCACCCGUUGUGCCUUUUCUUCAUUACUUCUUUCCUCUCCUUCUUUUUCUUCUCCACCUCCUCUUUUUCUAAUGGCUUCCGGCUCCAAACGAUCAUAA